Oncorhynchus gorbuscha (pink salmon) is the source of this 4222-nucleotide messenger RNA. RefSeq lists its product as uncharacterized. Bases 195 to 3320 code for a protein of 1041 amino acids. The record is from RefSeq and is a predicted model, not a curated record. NCBI's taxonomy places the organism in Eukaryota, Metazoa, Chordata, Actinopteri, Salmoniformes, Salmonidae. The transcript is spliced from 14 exons. Gene Ontology annotation, molecular function: protein binding.
UUCAACCACGCGAUUGUUUGCCUGCGAACAUAAAACCGAAACAUUGAAGCGUUUAAGACAAAUCUUGUGUAUAUUACUCUUGGUGUUUUAAACAGAAUUCUGUUUACCUAUCUACUAGUUCAUUGAAACGUGGAUUGCUUGUUAAAUUAGCAAAUGUGUUAAAUUGAUAUUGCACUAGGCUAAUCUCCCGGAGCAUGAGCUCACUAAGGUCGACGCAGAUAGAAGCCCUGGUGAACGGAGAGGAAGAAGCUUUCAGGAUGAAAAGGGAGGAAGAGGAUGCUAUCACAUUGAAAGAAGAAGAGGAUGAUAUUACAGUAAAAGAGGAAGAUGGGAAAGAGGUUGUCAGAGUGAAAGAGGAGGAAGUAGAAGCUUUCAGAAUCAAAAAGGAUGAAGAUGCCAUAACAUUGAAAGAAGAGGAAGAACCUUUUGGAGUAAAAGAGGAAGAGGAGGCUAUCUCAAUAAAAGAGGAGGAAGACGUUUUAGGAGUGAAAGCGGAGGAGACUGAAGAACCGAUUAACACCAGAGAGAGACAUGACUAUCCUGGAUCCUCUGGGGAGCCUCAACAACAUCCUGAUGCUGACGAGGCAGAGAAGAGUCUCUCCAGAUCAGAACACCAGAUGGACAACACAAGCCCUUCCUCCCUCCCGGAGUCCCCAUGUCAUGCCUCUCCUGGUAGCACCUUACUGCUGGGUAUGAAGAGGUUGUCUGUGCUGCUGGUGGACUGCAGGAAAACAACGGGGCUGAGUGGAACUGUGAGAGGUGGAGAAGAAAGGAUCAGAUUUAACUCGUCACAAAUUUCAAGGGCCAUGGAGAGCUCACCGGCCGCCGCCGGAACCACGACGCAUUCCAGGGCUUGGGCCCCUCUCUCGGUGCGAACCCAUUCCAGGGCUUGGGCCCCUCUCUCGGGGCGAAAACAAAGAAGGAUCCCUAUUGUGUGCAGAUUUUGCAUGAAGAACCAGGAAAAUAUCUCUAUACAUCUCAGCAGAGUGUGCAUGAAGACAGAAUCAAAACAAAAGAUUGAUCAGGAAGUUCGUAAUUCCCGCGAUUCCAUGAUAGACCAUCUUUGGCACGGCAGGAUCAUUGACUACAGAAUACUCAGCUCUAUUGUGACACAACAGGACGCACUCCAACCUCUGAUUAAGAAUCGUGAACAAAUGGGUCAUUUUGUUACGAACAAGCCAGAAGACAAACAAAUAACUGGCCAAGUGGAAGUGGCUCAAUUGUUGGCACCAACUACAGAUGAAAAUAUAGAUGAAGACUCACACGUCAACAUGGACGAUGACCAGUCGGCGUUGUACCAACCACCAUUGAACCAGUCAUGUGACACCACACUGAGAAAGGGGAUGCAAAGCAGUGGUUUAUACCAAAAGCAUCCUCUGGAUUGUGAUCUGCUGGCUGGAUUUGGGAAAUAUCUCCGCUACGACAAUAACAUUCCCAAUUUCAAACAGGAGGUUGCAAAUGUGUCAAGGUUUUUGUUUUACAUGGACUCAAACAAACCAUCGCUGGAUUUUCUUAGUAACUUGGAUAAAAGCAGAUCAUUUUUUACCAAGCUUGCAGACAUUGGACAGAAGAAGCAAACCAUUGCCAACUACAUGAAGAAUUUGAAGAGAUUUAUUCGCUACAUAAUCACCAUUACAGACAGAGCCGUGUUUGAGCAAUGCAAGCAUUUCCUCCUAUGCUUGAAUGAACUGCAGAAGUCCAUGAGCAAGCAGGUGUCUCGGGAAAUGACUGGGAAAGGAUACAUACAGAUGGUGUCAGUUGCGAAGACACCAAAAGAAUGUUGGGAAAUUUUGAGGGUGGCGAAGAAAGAAUUUGUGUGUAUCAUUGGGAAGGCCAUGAAUGAAGAAUCCUUGCUGGAAACUGAACAACUGCAUGUUCUGUACUACCUUGAGUCUCUGCUCAUGCUGAAACAUCUCCAAAGGGCUGGAGUGAUCAAACAUUUGACCCUGAGCGAAUGGCUCUCAAGGAGCGCCUGCAAGCUGCCAGAUGGGGAGAAUUGGACUGUCAUCGGUGUUAAGAAGCACAAAACAGCAACGCAGCAAGUUGCAACCAUUUUGUUAGAUGAGGAGGAAGAUGCAUGGUUGGAUGUGUACUACCGACAUGUUCGACCAGCUUUUCUUAAAAACUCUGAUGACAUGCAAGAAGAUGAAAGAUUCUUCAUUUCCACAACCGGGAAACCGGUCUACAACCCAUCCAAUGACCUACAAAGGUUUCAUGCCAAAUACAACUUGCCCAACAUCACGAGCCAAGUAGCAGGACAAGUUUUGGAGACAAAUACCAAAGCCAGCUUCACAGACCAAGAGAAGUCCCUUGUUGCUGACUACUUGGCCCAUAAAACUGCUACAGCUGAAAAGCAUUACUGCUUGAAGACAACAGUCAAUGCCUGCAUGGGAAUGAAGCUGAUCUCCAAAGUUGCCAUGUCCAUUGAAUCUGAUAGUGAGACUGCAGGCCCCUCCUGUGCGAGCAGAAGUAGAAAAGGCACAUUGUCCAGCAGCAAAAAGUUGGAUGAGGCACAGACCUGGAAACUCUUCUAUGAACACUUCCCUGUCACAAUUGAUGGACAAUCAAUCAAGACCAAGGACAGACGACUGAUUGCAGGAACACAUGAGAGAUACUGCUAUGACAAGUGGAGAAGCCAGCAAGAGAAAAUGAGACGGGAUAAUGUGAUCGCGCACUUCCCCAGAAGAGAACCCACAGCAAGUCAAGUAGAGAGAUACAUUGAAAGGCAGAACUGGGAGAAGAACAAAGUGAAAGUGGAGACUGUCCUUUGUUACUGGCAACCUUCAAUUAACACGGACGCACCAAAAUACAACAAGGCAAUUAUGAAGCUGGUGAAGUCCCAGAAGUGGAAAGGACUGGACAUUGCCAGUGACCCUGAUAAAGGAAAAAAGGUCAUGACCACACGUCCAUUUGCUAAAGGGGAAGUUGUCUGUGACUACCACGGUCUCCCACUCUCAGGGAAGCAGGGGAAAGAAUUGUUGGAAGCAACAGAGAAUGACGAGAUGGGGUUCCUUUACUUCUACAAGGAUUCAUCAGGGAAAACGUACUGCAUAGAUGCAAAGACUGUGCCCUGUCCUUGCCACCCAGAGAUGGACACAGUUGGACGUAGGAUAAAUCAUUCCAGGAAGAGAAGCAACAUAAAGAGUCAGCUUCAGCAAUUAGAAGAGGACGGCAACGUGUGGAACAUCAUCCUUUUCAUUGCCCUACGAGACAUUCAGGUGCAACAAGAACUGUUAUUUGACUAUGGGGUGUCAAGAAUAUCUUUUGGUGGAGAAGACUUGGAACGGCUUGACAACGAGGUCUGUCAGCUUGAAAUCUGAUGGGCCUCAAAACAACCCCCCUUUGGGUUGUGUGGCGGAGAUAAGAGAGUGACCUUUGGAGGAGGAAAACCGAACUUGAAGGAACCAGCGACGUCCAAACCAGCAAGGCGACACCUCUCCUCCCAUUGUGUAAAAAGUUUUAACCAGUUAGUUAGCUUGAAAAGACACGAGAGGGUACACAUAGGAGCGAAGCCACACUAUUUCUCCCAGUGUGGAAAGCGUUUUACCCAAUUAGGAAGCCUGAAAGAACACAAGGCUGCACACAGGUGAGAAGCAUUACAAAUGCUCAGGCUGUGGGAAGACAUAUUACUCAUCACAGUCACGUAACAUCAUGUGUGAAUCCACACAGGAGAGAAUUAUUACUUCUCCUAGUGUGUAAUUGAUAUUUAACAUCACAUUGACUUAAUGUGAUGAGAACAUACAAAGUGCUCCCAUUGUCUUAUAUUGUUGACUGAUAAUGAUUUCCUGUUUUUACCAUAUGAUAUGUGUGUUUGUCUGGGUGUGUCAUUCCUCCAGCACUACAGAUAAUCAAGUGAUAUUUGGAUGUGAUGCAUUUGCUCCGUUCCAUUGUUGACAUUUGCAUUGUUGGCCCACUGAUGAUUUAAUGAAAUGAAACUGUUCAGACUCUGUAAUGGAAAAUUUUAAUUGUAUGUGUCCACAUAUCUGAGUAUGUGACUAACCUUGUGAAACUGUCCUAUUAUAAUCUCCUGUUCCUGGGAGUAUCAUCCUGUGUUGCAAACCAGCUGCAUCUCCGCCUUUGUAUGAAUAAAGUCCCUCCCAGGAACAGGAAACUAUAAAGAUAUGUGCUCAUCACUCAAUGCUUCAGGAAUUCAGACUGUCUACACUGCACUGUGUAACUCUGUUAUUCUCUCUGAGCUCAGAAAUAAAGAAUCUUGGUUUGA